Molecule: messenger RNA, 1386 nt
Organism: Ambispora gerdemannii
Lineage: Eukaryota; Fungi; Glomeromycota; Glomeromycetes; Archaeosporales; Ambisporaceae
Source: the annotation of a GenBank genome assembly
AUGAAAAGAAAUAUUCGACAUUGGAACGCUACCCAGGCUUUACGCGAUGCUCAAGAAAAUAGCAGUAUAAGUAAUAGUAUUAGUAAUUCCAACAACAAUAACAAUGACACGCAAAGAAAGUCGAGUAACAGCGGUCGGACAACACCGACCGGUAGUACCACGCGGAGUGGUUAUACACCCGUCUCGAAUAUGAACGAUGCACUGGACGAAAAACAGUAUGGUGAGAUGGAAAGCGCAUUGAGGCUAUACGAGGAUGAUCAUUACAUUCACGCCUUCGUCAUUCCAAAUUAUGAAGAACCUGAACCUUUAUUAAGGGAUACGAUCAAAAGAUUAGCACAACACAGGAAUUCAUCAACGACCUAUGUGAUUGUGCUUGCAAUGGAGGCAUCUGAAACAAAUCAUGCCGAAAAAGCUGCGAAUUUAAAAAAUACAUUUGAAGGAAGUUUUCGAGAAUUCAUAAUCACGGUGCAUCCGAAAGAUGUACCCGGUGAAAGCAAAGGCAAGGGAAGUAAUGUGGCGUAUGCUGCACGAAUGGCUUGUGCCGAACUUGUGCGAAAUGGAUUUGACAAACGGAAUGUCGUGUUCACAAUAACGGAUUCUGAUUCAGCCAUACCUGAGCUUUAUAUCCGUCAUGUGGAAAGAGCACUCACCGAAUCUGAUGAUCCAUACGCGACUAUUUGUUCACCACCAAUCUUCUUUUCGAGAAAUGCAUUGGAUGUUCCUGCUGCUGUACGGGUUCUUGCAGAGAAAGUAGGAUUUUGGGAUACAGAUCAGGAUGCAGUUGGAGAAGAUUUACAUAUGUGGCUAAAAUGUUUCUUUAAGACAGGUGGAGCAGUAAGAACAGCACCGAUAUUUGUUCCAAUUAAUCUCACAAAUGUACAAACAACUGGCUACGUAUCAAAUUUACAUGCACGUUAUGUACAAGCAAAACGACAUUAUAAUGGGGUUGCCGAUGCACAUAUGAUCCCGGCGACAUCGGGCUGGCUCAUGUUUGCCGCAGUACCAGUAACUCAAUUCCUAUUAAUAUCAACAUAUUCACCACUCUCCUCAUAUUAUCCGACCUUUCAGAAUCCAAUUGACGCCUCAGAAUUCUACGCAUUCAUGUUCUCGUUGGUGCAAGUGAUUGGAGUAUUAUUACCGAUGCCGUUAUUAUUGAUGACUGUUCUUUACGAAGGGUUACAUCGCACUGUGGAUGCUGAGCUAUUUAGAAAGGAUCCGAAGGAAGGUAGAACAUGGAAAAACAUUGCUGACUAUGCUUGGCUCCCCGUGAGCGCAUGGUUAUUCAUGACUUUACCUAGUACUUUGGCUUGUGUAAAACGACUAAAAAGGGGCGAAGAGAAAUAUGUUGUGUCUGAAAAGCAUUUUUCGGAAAAUUUAACACACUAA